UCCAACCAUCCACCCAACACCCCUCCACACUGGGACGCCCACGCGCACCGCCGCCUCCUCAACGCCCUCCAGCACCACAUCCACCAGCUCCAACAAUGCCUCGCAGACGACGCCACGCUCUCCCAAGACCAAGCGCCCCGCAACCUCAUGCUCCGCCUCAACAAAUACUUCAGGGACAUCCAACACUUCCUCCGCACCCACAACCACACCGCCUGCGCCUGGGACCACGUCCUCCUCGAAGCUCGCGUCUCCCUCCAACACCACCACAACCUCACACGCACCAACAACAACUAG
Messenger RNA from Opisthocomus hoazin, 294 nucleotides. RefSeq names its product interferon-like. Gene Ontology annotation, molecular function: cytokine receptor binding. NCBI's taxonomy places the organism in Eukaryota, Metazoa, Chordata, Aves, Opisthocomiformes, Opisthocomidae. The record is from RefSeq and is a predicted model, not a curated record. Gene Ontology annotation, biological process: defense response. Gene Ontology annotation, cellular component: extracellular region.